UACUACUUUCGAAGAAGCUUUCAUCAUCGCCUAUGUUUUGUUUAACCCUCUGGCUCUGAAGAGUGGGAGUAAUGUCUCGUCUUCACCAUUGCAAAAUCCCCAAUUUCUGUGUCCCUCUUCCUCCGUCCUACAUCUCAUCGAUAGGUAUUACCAGUGCACCACCACCACCUCAUCGGUCUCUCCUUCGCCCUUCAGCUAAAUUCUCGCCACCCCGCUGCUCUCUCAACCCCAAAUUCCCCUCCCGUUCUGCUCUACCCCCAAAAAAGUCUGUCCCACUCCCAGCCCGUGACCGAAUCAUUAAAUUCGGUAAGCACAAAGGCAAGAUGCUAGGGGCUCUCCCUUCCGCCUAUCUACAGUGGAUGUACAAGAACUCCGUAGUGUGGCCCGAUUUCGCCAAGGAAGUCCUGGAUGACCCCGUUUACAAGGAUCGAAUCGAGUGGGAGUACGUACAGAGAAUCUUGCACGGCGACUUUGGUGGUGCCAGAAUAAGAGAACAACACCAAUCCGAUGACGUGGUUGCUGAUAUAUAUGAAAUCGCCGAUAAGUUCGAUUGGGACAUGGAGGACAAGAGGGGGUGGAGCAAGGUCGAGCUCGAGCUUCUUGGGACCUCUUUUAGCGGACCAAUUCCGAGGAAGAACGAGGCGAAAGCAUGGUGGUCGACCAAGUUGAAGGCUAAGGCUUCUCCUAAAGAAGAAGCGAUGGUGGGUAUGGGACACAGGAGGAGAGAGAGGAGGGAGAGGAGGAUUUUGAAGAGCGACAGGGAACUGGGAGUGGGAUUGGAAAGGAGAGAAGAGAGAGUGACGGUGAAGACAGACGGGGAAUUGGGAGCCGCGGAGGAGGAAUCGAGAUCCGACGGUGAUGGUCAGGUGGUGCCUGGGAAGAGUCAAGAACCAACGGUGCGGAAAGGGAUUAGCUUUCCUGGCCGUGAAUCACUCUUGAAGAAGGCGAAGGUGAUGAAUAACCGUAAAAGCUCGUCCUCGUCUGAUUAAUCUUCGUCUUUUGUACUAGUAGUAGUUAUAUUUGCAGUGAAGUGAAGUGAAGUGAAGUGAUAAUGUCGUUGUAUUUCUGGUGUUGUUUCGCUUCUGGUUUAUACCAAAGUCUUUACCCUUUUCUCGUUUCAUUAAGAUGCUUGGCUUGGCUCGGGAGGGAUCAUCCAAUGUGGAAAGACUUGCUCCUACUGCUGUGACUACUAUCUCACUGUUCCUUUGAUUCACAUAAAACUUUGUUUUUGUUAUGUAUGCAUAAUGUGUGGAUUUGAGAACACAUAGACCUCUUUAGGCAAAUUUACAAGUAUUACACUCUGGGAUGAAUAGAUACAUGUUUAAGCAGCAA
Molecule: messenger RNA, 1332 nt
Organism: Rhododendron vialii
Lineage: Eukaryota; Viridiplantae; Streptophyta; Magnoliopsida; Ericales; Ericaceae
Exons: 1
Coding region: 72-989 (305 amino acids)
Cellular component (GO): plastid
Source: RefSeq, a predicted model, not a curated record